Molecule: messenger RNA, 1257 nt
Organism: Jaminaea rosea
Lineage: Eukaryota; Fungi; Basidiomycota; Exobasidiomycetes; Microstromatales
Exons: 1
Coding region: 25-927 (300 amino acids)
Biological process (GO): proteasome assembly
Cellular component (GO): cytosol; nucleus
Source: RefSeq, a predicted model, not a curated record
CAACUUCUCAACCUAAGCGCCAUCAUGACAACCUCGAGUAGCGCUGCGCUGCGCUUCUGUCCCACGACAUCAGCCUCGUCGUCCUCGAGGUCAUUUGCCGGACACACCCUCAUCCUCCCGACCAUCUCCUCAGGCUCAGUCCCACAGCUGUGCGUCGACCUCCUCGUAGCGCAUCGCCCCCUCUCCCUCUCGCGCGUAGGAAGCUUGGAUGCAGGACAGGACUUGAUACCCUUCGUGGGCGGCUCGGACGGUGAAGCGGGCAUUUCAACGGCGCUCGAUGUGUUCAGCUCAUCGCACGGCGUGACGGUGGUGCAACAGCGCUCCCCUGUCCUCCGAGCGCGGCGGGCAGGCUUCGCAAGAAGGAUGGCGGCCUGGGCGCGUGAAGAGGGUUUCGCGCGAGUGGUAGUAUUGAGCAGCUUGGAUGCCGCGCUGAGGGGCGAUGAGGAGCUCGGGUCAAGUGGUGGGAUGAUGCACUACAUGCUGGAUGCGGAUGGACAGGAGCAAAAGAAGCUCGCCAAGGUGCUGCAGCUUGCCGGGCCCGCCGUCAGCUCGAAUCUGCUGGUUGGUCAGGGCGAGGCAGGCGGUUUGUCAACGUCAUCUCCGCCCCAAUCUCGUCUACCGUCCUCAUCAGCAGGCCUGACGUCGCGAUAUCUUUCAGCGCUCAGCGGACCCGAUAGCGGAUCAUCUUCCUCGCCUGCCAUCCCGAGCGGCGCUCUCCUUCUCUGGGCUGCAGAAGGAGACAAUCGAGGCGACGCCCACCGCAUGGCGCAUUGCGUCGUGGAUGAGGUACUGCCAGGGCUGGGUUCGAUGGGCAGGGCUGGACCUGAUGCGGCACAAGGGUCACAGGAAGGCAAACAGGAGCUCGAGGAGCCGCAAAGCUGGAGGGGGCUCUAUGGCAAUGCGUAUGACCAGGCGCUGUUCGGAUGAGGGGUUAUGAAGAAGAGGUGGCAAUACGGCCGCGUAGCGGUGGGAUGAUGGCGGCAAGCGCGGCGAAGAGGCAAGUGAACGAGCUCUUUGAUGGGUGGGGUAUGCCUCUCACAUAAACCAACUCCAGGCUACGGACGUUGGCCUGCUUCAUUGAGCAAUACCAAGCCACAACCAGCAUGCCUUCUCGCUCUUUCUCCCGCCUGAUCGUCGGCUCCUCACGCAGGGGAAUCCACGCCUACUUCUGACCUGCCUUUCAAGCUGCCGAUGCCGUCGCAACGGCAAGCCCACUUGGGGACUUAUGGGUUUAGGGGCGGUGGUUUAUUAAGUACA